Molecule: messenger RNA, 1400 nt
Organism: Elgaria multicarinata webbii
Lineage: Eukaryota; Metazoa; Chordata; Lepidosauria; Squamata; Anguidae
Gene: SOX7
Product: SRY-box transcription factor 7
Exons: 2
Coding region: 1-1137 (378 amino acids)
Biological process (GO): cell differentiation; anatomical structure morphogenesis; regulation of DNA-templated transcription
Molecular function (GO): DNA-binding transcription factor activity, RNA polymerase II-specific; RNA polymerase II cis-regulatory region sequence-specific DNA binding
Source: RefSeq, a predicted model, not a curated record
AUGGCGGCGCUGCUGGGCUCGCCGUACGCGUGGCCGGAGCGCCUGGACUGCCCCGCGGCUCUGGAGCUGAGCGGCGCCGGAGGGCCGUCGGGCCCGCGCCACGACAAGGGCCCCGCCGAGAGCCGCAUCCGGCGCCCCAUGAACGCCUUCAUGGUGUGGGCCAAGGACGAGAGGAAGCGCCUGGCCGUCCAGAACCCGGACCUGCACAACGCCGAGCUCAGCAAGAUGUUGGGCAAGUCCUGGAAGUCUUUAACCCCGUCCCAGAAGAGGCCCUACGUGGAAGAGGCGGAGCGGCUGCGGGUUCAACACAUGCAGGACUAUCCCAACUACAAAUACCGGCCUCGCCGGAAGAAGCAGGUCAAGCGGAUCUGCAAGCGGGUGGAUCCGAGCUUCCUGCUGGGGAGCCUCUCCAGGGAUCAGGACCCCGCGGCGGAGAAGAGGCCGUGCGGCCGUGCGGUGGGCAAGAAGGAGGGGCGGUCUGACUACUCGCCCGCUCCGGUGCUGCCGAACCUCGGGAGAUACCGGGAGGCCCAAGGCAACGGCGCCGGCGGUGGCUCCAUGGAGACCUAUCCGUACGGCCUGCCCACGCCGCCUGAGAUGUCCCCGUUGGAUGUGAUAGACCCCGAGCAAAGCUUCUUCUCUUCCCCUUGCCCCGAAGAUCCUCACCACCCUCACCUGUCUGGAACCCCCUACCCUCUGGACUAUGUCCCCAGCGCCCUGCAUUGUAGCCACCCUCUCAGCCAUAUGGGGGUCUCCCGGCCUGCCUCUUCCAUCCACCCGCCUCCCUCGGCCUGCCCGCCUCCCCCGUCGGGCAAUUAUUACUCCCCGGCGUUCCAUCCCGCCAUGCAUCCCCCCAGCCUCCACGCCCACCUUGGCCAGCUCUCGCCUCCCCCGGAACACCAGAACUACGACAGCCUGGACCAGCUGAGCCACGCGGAACUCCUGGAGGAGAUGGACCGCAACGAGUUUGACCAGUACCUGAACGCCCCCGGAGACCCCGAGUCCAACCCGCUGAUCGCGGGCAGCCACGUCCAGGUAUCGCAGGCGUCUGGCGUCUCCCACUCCUCCGAGACCAGCCUUAUUUCCGUGCUGGCUGAUGCAACGGCCACUUACUACAAUAACUACAGUGUUUCUUAGAUUCGGGAGGAGAGAUCUGCACCUCGGACCAGCCAGGGAAGGACUCUCGAGGGGUUUCCUUGGACAGUAAAAGGUCUUUGGGCAUCUUGACUUCUCUACCCCUUCUCCUCAGGGUUGCCCAGUCUGAACUGAAAUAGCUUUGGAGUUUUCUCUCUAAUAGGUAAUUAAUUUAUCAACAUUCCCUCUGCCCCCCUCCCCGUCCCCCCAUCUAAAUAUUGAGUAUCUUGACUUCAGAGUGGAAUUUGUGGGCAAGUGUCCUAUCG